Miscanthus lutarioriparius is the source of this 1173-nucleotide messenger RNA. The record is from the annotation of a GenBank genome assembly. Lineage: Eukaryota; Viridiplantae; Streptophyta; Magnoliopsida; Poales; Poaceae.
AUGGCGGGGUACCCGGAGGACAACCAGCACGCGUUGAACGGGUACGACGAGGAGGAGGUCGACGAGGAGGAGGGGCACCCCGGGAGGCGGGGAGGCCGGGAUGGGGCCUCUGGGUACGGCGAUGCUGGCGGAGAGGAUGGGCGGGGGGCGGGCGGCGACUCGUCGGGGAAGAUUUUUGUCGGAGGCGUUGCUUGGGAGACAACUGAAGAAUCAUUCUCCAAGCAUUUUGAGAAGUAUGGGGCAAUAACUGAUUCUGUAAUUAUGAAGGACAAGCAUACUAAGAUGCCUCGUGGAUUUGGAUUUGUUACAUUUUCUGAUCCAUCUGUUAUAGACAAGGUUUUGGAGGAUGAUCACGUUAUAGAUGGCAGAACGGUUGAAGUCAAGAGGACAGUCCCGAGGGAAGAGAUGACCACCAAAGACGGCCCUAAGACAAGAAAGAUCUUCAUCGGUGGGCUACCACCAUCUCUUACUGAAGAUGAGUUGAAGGAUCACUUUUCAUCGUAUGGUAAGGUGGUUGAACAUCAGAUAAUGCUAGAUCAUAGCACUGGGCGUUCUAGAGGGUUUGGUUUUGUCACUUUUGAAAGUGAAGAUUCUGUUGAAAGGGUCAUAUCAGAGGGGAGAAUGCGUGAUCUUGGUGGGAAGCAGGUUGAAAUAAAGAAGGCUGAACCAAAGAAACAUGGAUCUGAUCACAGCAGUAAUGGGAGAUCAAGCCACGGAGGUGGAGGUUACCGCAAUUCUUACCGUAGUGGUGGUGGAGCUGGUAGUGCCAGCAGUGGCAGCAGUGGGGGUGGCGGCGGUUAUGGUUAUGGUGGUGCUUAUCGAUCUGCUGCAGCGGGUUAUGGAUAUGAUGGUGGCGCAGGAGCAGGAUAUGGCUAUGGUAGAGGGUAUGGCUAUGGAGGCAAUGCUGGCUUUGGGUCUGGUUUUGGCGGUGGUUAUGGUGGAUCCAUGUAUGCAGGUGCAUAUGGCGCAUAUGGUGCCUACGGUGGUGGCCCCUAUGGAGGGGGUGCCUAUGGAGGCGGUGCAUAUGGAGGUGGCGCCUAUGGUGGCGCCCCAGGUGGUUAUGGCACUGGCGGAUACGGCAGUUAUGGCGGAGCAGGUGGAGCUGCUGGUGGUACUGGUGGUGGGAGUACAGGUGCUCGGGGUUCUAGCAGGUAUCAUCCAUAUGGAAAAUAA